GUUUUGAAUAUUGUAAAAAAGGCACUAAAUCAAACCGACUGUUGUUCGCUGGUAGUUUGAUUCGGAGCAUUUUAUCGUGCUGUCGUUCACAACAUAUAUACACGAGCAUUUAUCGUGUUGUCGUCCAUAUAUAUAUAUAAUUACCGCGGCGUGAAGAACAUUAAAUGACCGUCUUCCAUGACACACGAACGUCGUCCGACGACAGAUUGCCAAAAGUCUGUCAUUUUUUGUUUUUCUUUAAAUCGCCUCCAUACUCGGCUUCCUGAUCCUUCCAGCUCCGACAAAUCUCCAAUUUGCACAAAUAUGGUCCAUAGACUAAAACCCAUAUUGAACAAGUGUUUAACUGCUAAUCAAGCAAAACAAGUCCAUGCUCAGAUCAUAAUGAACAAUCUUUAUAACCUUGAGCCUCUUUUGGUUCGCCAAAUUCUUGCCUCUGCUCGCAAUUACUCUAGAAGUAUUGCUCAAUAUGUGCAAAAUAUCCUUUACAAUCUACAAAUUCCAGAUUCCUUUUCAUGGGGUUUCACAGUUAGAUAUUUCUCCCAGCAAGGCCAUUUCAAUGAAACUUUAAUUCUCUAUGUUGAAAUGCUUAGACAAGGACUUUGUCCAAGCUCAUUUGCUAUGUCAUCUGCUUUAAGGGCAUGUGCUAGGAUUUUAUAUAAGACAGGAGGAAUGUUUAUUCAUGCUCAGAGUUAUAAAUAUGGGUAUUGUAGUUGUGUUUAUGUUAAGACAACUUUAGUGGAUUUAUAUUCAAAAUUAGGUGAUAUGAGUAAUGCAAUUGAGGUUUUUAAUGAAAUGGUGGAAAAAAAUGUGGUUUCUUGGAACUCAAUUUUACAUGGUUAUUUGAAAUUUGGGAAUUUAGCAAAUGCUAAGCUUGUGUUUGAUCAAAUGCCGAAGAAAGAUGUUGUGUCUUGGAAUUCAAUGGUAUCUGGGUAUGCAAAUAUUGGAGAUAUGGACAAGGCUUGCCUUUUGUUUCAACAGAUGCCAGAGAGAAAUUGUGCUUCUUGGAAUGCAAUGGUUAGGGGGUAUGUGGAUUGUGGGAAUAUUGAAUCAGCACGAAAUGUUUUUGAUGAAAUGCCCUAUAGAAAUAAUAUUUCUUGUAUCACAAUGAUUUCUGGGUAUUCAAAAUAUGGAAAUGUUGAUUCUGCUUGGCAAUUAUUUAAUCAGAUGGAAAAGAAAGAUUUGGUUUUGUUCAAUGCCAUGAUAUCUUGCUUUGCUCAAAAUAACAGGCCAAAACAGGCGAUUCUAUUGUUCCAUGAGAUGAUUAAAGAUAACGUGGAUGUUCAACCAGAUGAGAUGACUUUGGUAAGUGUUGUGUCAGCUUGUUCACAAUUGGGGGAUGUUAGGUUUGGGUCAUGGAUUGAGACGUAUAUAAAAAAAGCCGGAAUUGAAUUUGAUGAUCAUUUGGUCACUGCUUUGAUUAACCUUUAUGCAAAGUGUGGGAACAUUGAUAAGGCGUAUGAGCUAUUUCAUGUCUUGAAGAAGAAGGAUGUGGUUGCUUAUAGUGCAAUGAUACUAGGAUGUGGCAUAAAUGGAAAGAUUACUGAUGCCAUUAGACUUUUUACUGAAAUGUUCGAUGCGCAAAUUCGACCAAAUUUAGCCACAUUCAAUGCACUGUUAACUGCUUAUAACCAUGCUGGUUUGGUUGAAGAAGGUUACCAAUGCUUUGACUCCAUGAAAGAUCACCAACUUGUGCCUUCAAUGGAUCAUUAUGCAAUCAUGGUUGAUCUUUUAGGGAGGGCAGGGAGAUUAGAAGAUGCAUUUGAGCUUAUAAAGAGAAUGCCGAUGCAGCCUCAUGUUGAGGUUUGGGGAGCUUUACUGCUUGCUUGCGAGGUACAUAGCAAUGUUGAGUUUGGAGAGAUUGCAGCUCAACAUUGCUUUGAUUUGGAACCUACCACAACUGGUUAUUAUUCUCUUCUUGCCAACAUUUAUGCUUCUGUUGGGCGAUGGGAUGAUGCCAGGAAAUUGAGAAAGGUAAUGAAAGAGAGGAAAUUGGCCAGGAUACCAGGUUGUAGUUGGACAGAAUCAACUUAAUUCUUUAUAAUAUUGCGAUUAUAAAGCGCUAUCCAAGAGCUUUAUUAAAGCAUAUUACGGAAUUCAAUCUGGUUUUGAUUAUGAAAUUUGAUUAAUUUUGCUUAUGGAUGUGGCUAAACUUGGUUGAAUCUGGGCAUCCACUAUUUCUGCCAAAAGUCAGAUCGCAUCAAUAUACUUCGAUAAAGCUUAAUCAAAGCAGUGACCAAAUGACCAUCAAAUUCGAUUCCAACCUUUUUUUUAAGGUAAGUCUAAAUCCACGAGGACCAUGAUACGAGCCUCACAUCCCCAAGCACUUGUUUUGGCCUGUUAUUUUCAGCAAAGAAGACACAAUGGCAUUCUAAAAAACAGAUCUUUUUCUUCCAUCAGAUUAAAUAGUUGAAUUCCCAAGCAGGAUCAGUAUUUCUAUAUAGUUUGAAUUCCAGAAAUCAAUACUAGUCCAGGAAAUAUUAUUUCUUGGGGGCGUUUCAUCAACAGAUCUUACAUACAUUCUAUAAUUAUUUGCCUGGGUUUUGUCUCGAAGGCCAUAUGCCCCUUUGUAUCUUGAGAGGUUAAUUAGAAGUUUUCCAAUUAUGUAAUAUAAAUUUUUCUUAAUAAAAAAAAUGAAUAUAUAAUAU
This is a messenger RNA of Jatropha curcas, 2645 nucleotides long. Its product is annotated as Tetratricopeptide repeat (TPR)-like superfamily protein. The record is from RefSeq and is a predicted model, not a curated record. Lineage: Eukaryota; Viridiplantae; Streptophyta; Magnoliopsida; Malpighiales; Euphorbiaceae. Gene Ontology annotation, biological process: RNA modification. Gene Ontology annotation, molecular function: protein binding; RNA binding.